AUGGGCAGACUCGACGGUAAAGUAGCAAUCGUAACCGGCGCAGGCUCAGGCUUCGGCGCCGGCAUCGCGCUCCGCUACGCCCAAGAAGGCGCCAAAGUGCUCGUCUGCGACAUCAACGAGUCCACUGCGCAAGCCACCGCGUCCAAAGACAGCGCCAACCUGGCCGCGCACAAGAUGGACGUCACCAAGCGUGCCGACUGGGAAUCCACCAUGGCCGCCGUCAAGGACAAGUUUGGGCGCUGCGAUAUCCUGAUCAACAACGCGGGGUGGUCGUAUGUGAACAAGCCGACGACGGAGGUCACGGAGGACGAGUUCGAGCGUGUGUUCGAUGUCAAUGUUAAGGGUGUGUAUUUGGGGUGCCAGGCGUGGGUCGACCAGGCCAUUGAGCGGAAGGAGGGAGGUGUGAUCAUCAAUAUUGCGAGUGUGGGUGCGACAAGGCCCAGGCCGGGGCUGGUGUGGUAUAAUGCUAGUAAGGGCGCCGUGUGGAAUGCGACGAAAGGUCUCGCGGCGGAGUACGGACCGCAUCAAAUUCGGGUCAACUCGAUCUGUCCGCUUGUCACGGGAACAGGGCUGUUCUCGGCAUUUACAGGAAUGGAGGACACGCCAGGGAACAGGAAAAAGUUCAUUGGCAACGUACCAAUGGGUCGGAUUGGUGAGGUUGAGGACGUCGUCAAUGCGUGCGUGUUCAUGGCGAGUGACGAAGCGAGAUUCAUUACGGGAACGAACCUGGAGGUCGAUGGUGGGCGAUGCAUCUAG
Molecule: messenger RNA, 756 nt
Organism: Didymella exigua CBS 183.55
Lineage: Eukaryota; Fungi; Ascomycota; Dothideomycetes; Pleosporales; Didymellaceae
Product: oxidoreductase ucpA
Exons: 3
Coding region: 1-756 (251 amino acids)
Source: RefSeq, a predicted model, not a curated record